UUGCAGGCCCUAAAAGAAGAGCUUUCUGCCAGGCAGGACUCUCUCAACUCCCUGCAGCACCAGCACAGAGAGCAGGGAGAGAAGUGCAGGAAGCUGCAGCGAAGGCUUGAGCAACUGGAGGAGGAAGGCAAGGCGUCCAGCAGCCAGCAGCAGCACCUGCAGUCGCUGGUAGAAGCACUCAGGAGUGACUGUGCAAACCUGGAGAAAAGCAGGGAAGAGCUACAGCACCGGCUUGAAGUGACGGAGCAAGAAGCCUCGCGUCUGCGCCAAGGCAUCGCUGAACUGCAGCUGAAGGAAGCUUCAGCCCAGGGGGAAAAGGUGGAGCAGCAACAGACGAUGGAGAGAGCACGUCGUGAGCAGGAGCUCCUACUGAAGGACUUAGCGGCGCUUGAAGGAAAACAGUCAUUCUUACAGAGUGAGUUGGUAGUGGCGCACGAGAGACUGGUGGAGGAAUCCCUUGAGAGGGAUCUGCUGAAGCAAGAGAAACAGGAGCUUGCCAUGGCCCUGGAGAAGGCAGAGCAGUCAGCAACAGAGUUGGCAGGGGCUCAGAAUAAGCUGACUGCUGAAAUGGCCGAUCUACGUGCUGCAACAGUCAACAUGAGCAGGAUCAAUGAAGCUCUUGCCCUGGAUAAAGUGCAACUGAACAAGCUUGUGCUGCAGCUGGAGCAAGAGAAUGGAGUUCUGUGUGGUCAAGUGGACAAGGUGGAGAGAGCAAGGGCCUCUGACCAGGAGAAGCUGCAGUUGUGUAAAAGGACAAGUGAAGAGCUGUGCGCAGAGAAAGCCCACCUGGAGCAGCUGCUGAAGCAAGCGGAGGAGCAGCAGGAGGGGCUGCGGGUCGAGCUGAGGACGCUGGCAGCAGAGAAGGCAGAGACCCAAGAGAAACUGAGUCAGAACAUCACAGAAAAGCGGCAGGCAGAGCUGCAGGGAACUCGGAGCCAGAUCGAGGCAGUGGAGAAGAGGCACAAGGAAGAAAUCAAGACCAUCCAUGAGGAAAUGAGUCGCCUUGUUCAGCAGCGGGAUGCUCUGCAGAAGCAGGUGGAAGAGUUGACGUCUCAGCUGGCAGCCUCCGAAGAGUCUCUAAAGAAGGAGGCUGUGACUCUACAUCAAGAGGUGGCGUCUUUGGAAAGGAAACUGGAGAGCACGGAGAAGCAAAGAAAGGACGUCCUGCAUGAGCGGGACAGACUGCAAGCACUUAAAGAAGAAUUGGUAUGGGAGACAAAACUUCUCCAGGAAUCAGUUACAGCCUCUGAAAUUCAAGCCAAUACCGCAACAGAUAUGAAUCACUCCCUCGAACAAGAACUCCAAGCGGCACUGUCUGUCUUACAAAUUAAAAAUGACGAAGUGAAAGUGCAAUGGGAGAAAAUCCAGAUGCUCCAGAAAGAGGCAGCAGAGGUGGAAGCUUUGCAAGAGACUGUCACUCACCUGACUGCCAUCCUGUCAGAGAGGGAGGGAGAAAUGAAGUCAUACCAGGAACAGAUGAGAAUGCUGGAGAAGCAGAAUGAAAUGCAUAAAACUACUCUUGAUCAGGCUUUUAAGGACAUAACAGAGAAGACAGAAUCCCAGCAAGAACGUAUACAGGAGCUGGAGAAGCAGCGAGAAAUGGAGAGGACUGCUGUGAGUGAGAUGAGCAAAGAGCUGGAAGAGAAAGACCACGAGAUCAGAUCCCAGCAAAAACUGAUAGCGGAGCUGGAGCAGCAGCAAGAAAAACAAAGGAUUGCUGUGAGCAAGGUGACCAAAGAGCUGGAAGAGAGGGACCAGGAGAUCAGAUCCCAGAAGGGGAAAAUGAUGAUUCUGGAACAACACAGUGCAUCACAAUUAAGAAAUCUGCUCAAGGAUCUUGAUUAUAUGAAAGGAAACUUGAAGGAGAAAAAUGUAGAGCUUUUGUCUCUGACUCAGCAGAUCCAAGAACUGGAGAAGGAGAGAGAAGAGGUGAAAUCUCUCCACGCGAGCCUUGGACAGCUGCGGGCAGUUCUCAAGGACAGAGAGAGUGAGUGUGAUUCCCAAAGGGAUCAGCUAAGACUCUUGCAGCAGUACAAGGAACAGCAGGAGGGGCACCUGCAAGAGCUUUGUGGUAAAGUAGAAAAGAUGACGCUGUGUUUGUCUAAAAAAGAGCAAGAGCUUGAAUCACAACAAAAGCAAAUCCAGGAAGCUGAAGCAGUCAUGGAAGUGCAAUUAAGGACUGUCCGUGAUGAGCUGGAGCAGACCUUAGAAACCUUAAAAGAAAAGGACAGGCUCCUAGAGAUCCAAAAGCAACAAGCAAGGAGCUAUGAGGAAAAAACAGAAGAACGGCUGAAUGUCUUAUGUAGAGACUUAGAAUACACCAAGGCAAUAGUGCAAGAAAAGGAUUUUGUGAUUGAGACCUUCCAAAACCAAGAACAAGACUCUGAACAGCAGAAAGAAGUUCUGCAGCAUCUUCAAGUGGCACUAAAGGAAAAAGAGCAAGAAAUUUCAUCCCUUAGAAGGCAACUUGAGGCAUGCAAGGAAAAGGAGGAAAAGCAUGAAGCCGAGCAAACAGAUCUUCAAGCAACAAAAGUGACUCUGAAAGAAAGAGACAAAAAGAUAGAGGUUCUAGAGGAGGCUAUCGCCAAGCUUCAGCAGCAAAAGGAGGAGGCAGCGCUGCAGACUAAAGCCAUACUGCAAAAACUAGACUAUGCCGAAUCUUCUCUAGAGGCUAGAGAUGAAGAGAUAGUGUCUUUGCAAGAGCAGAAGGAGCUAGAAGGCAAGCAGGCCACGAGUCUACAGCAGGAUCUAGACAAAAUGAGCCAACUAGUGAAGAAGAACCGUUUGGAGUUCCACAGGCAGGCAGAGCAAAUGAGCAUGUUGCAGCUUCGUGAAGAAAGCAUGAAAGUAGCACUGACAUCAUGCCAGAAGGAAGUGAAUCUCCUUGAGGAAGCGGUGAGGAAGAGAGAUGAAGACAAUGAAACCAUUAUGCAAAAACUCCAGCACCAGGAAGAAGAACUGAAGGCCUUGCAGAAUCUCCAGCUUAGGCUAACCGAGCAGAAUAAAGAGGCUAGACACCACAGAGAGCAAGAGAAGCCCCCGGAAGAGGCCUUGCCUGAGGGGGAACGAGAGCCCAAUGCUCAAGGUAAGCAAAAAGAGGUAGCAGAGGAAAUAAGAGCACUUCAGGAAAAUCUCAGGCACGUUCAGCAGACUCUGACAAAGAAGGAUGAAGAGGUCAAGUGCCAGAGAGCCAGAGUCAGCUAUUUAGAGGAGACUCUGAGAGGCAGAGAACAAGAGCUUAGGAGGCAGAGUGAACUCCUGAGACAAUUAACCUCAGCUUUGCAAUGGAAAGGUGAAGGGGAGACCCUACAGAAACAAAUCCAGCAACUGCGAAGAUGGGAGGAAGAGGAAGCAGAGAAGAGGAGCAUUCUCCAGGAGAGAGACCGUGCCUUGCGAAGGCAGAAGGAGCUAACGCAACAGCUGGAAGAUGAGAGGAGAGCAAAGGGGGAAGAAUUGGAGCGUGUGGUUGCUAUUUUGAAGCAGACCGAAAGCAGAGAAAUUGAAUGGAAAGAGAAGGCGCAAGCACUGACUCUUGCCCUUUCCAAGAGCGAAAUGGCCAACGGGGCUCUGAGGGAAGAAAUAGGCAUCCUGCAGAGUAUGGUUUCGGAGAGGGACACGGACCGGUUGCAUCUUCAGGUAGGCACUGUGAUUGACCGUCAGCCAGCUAAAAGGGCUAUAAGGGAUUCUAAAGACGCUGCCCAUAAAGAUAUGGGAGUGUAUAGUCCCGCAAGCUUAGCCAACGUGUGGUGGCUGGGAUUUGGCAUGGCGAGGAGAGGGCGCAUUUGGCCAGUGAAACGCACUAAACUUAGUGGAAUUGUGGUGGUCUGGAGGAGGGCCCCGAGGAGGCUGGGACGUGAGAAGACGGAGCUGCAGCAACUCAACGCUGAGCUGAGGAGGACUCUUGAGCAGGUGGAACGUGAACGGAGGAGACUGAAGAGAGCUUGUAGAGGUCGGUCGCUGCCGGAUGCGCGCGGAUCUCCUCCCUCCGAGUCUGACCGGCACAAGACUCCUUGGCCGGAGGAGUCUCACGCCCGCUGCAGCCAUCGAUUAGCCGAGUUACAGAACCAGGUGUCCCUUCUGCAGACACAGCUGGCAGGAGAACGAAAAUCCAAGCAGGACUAUAUUGAGUGCUGCACAAAGACCACCCAGGAGCUGUCAGAGCUUCACCAAGAGCUGUCUUGCUCCUUAGCAGCCGUGGUCAGGGAGCCCAAAGCUGCUGUUCUGGAGGCAGAGACGGGGAAGCUGAGUCAGUCUCUGAGCCUUCCUUUGCCGGAGGGGAAGAGCUGCAGCGCUGUGUCCCUUCUGCAGACACAGCUGGCAGGAGAACGAAAAUCCAAGCAGGACUAUAUUGAGUGCUGCUCAAAGACCAGCCAGGAGCUGUCAGAGCUUCACCAAGAGCUGUCUUGCUCCUUAGCAGCCGUGGUCAGGGAGCCCAAAGCUGCUGUUCUGGAGGCAGAGACGUGGAAGCUGAGCCAGUCUCUGAGCCUUCCUUUGCCGUAGGGGAAGAGCUGCAGCGCUGUGGGGUUCCUGUGUUGCGCCCUUCCCCGAAAUGUGUUAUGUUGUGCUGUGGGAAAUGGGGGUGCAUUUCUUCUGUUGGCACUGAGAGCAAGGGCCUCUGACCAGGAGAAGCUGGAGCUGUGUAAAAGAACAAGAGCUGUGUGCAGAGAAAGCCCACCUGGACCAGUUACUGAAGCAAGCAGAGGAGCAACAGGAUAUCGUUGCCAGAUUUCUGCUCAGAGCCUGUGCAGUGUCGUGGAGAAAUAAGUGCAUGGAAAAAAUAAAAGCGGAGAGAGUCUUGGUAUGCAGUGCAGGAACUGGCAGGAAGAACCUACUGGGGAGGGCUGUACGGAGACUGAGGAGGCACACUGUGAUGGAGGGCUUUGGACAAGGAAGAUGUUUUAGUGGCUCAUCAGGUUCAUCCUGCUUUUCCAGGCCUGCCACUGACCCCAUCCACAGAAGCCAGCACCAAUUUUAUCCCACCGCUGCUUCUGCUGGGGAGCCUGCAGUGAACACUCUGCUCAGAACUUUUGUCAUGCGUCAGGACUCGUGCCUUGAGCCAAGCCCCUGCCACAGUUCACCUGCUACAGCAGGUCCCCAACUUGGCUCCUGCUCAGCCUUUGCUGUGCACUGGUCCUGUUCCCUCAGGUCAUCGCUCCUGCUGGAUCUGGCUGUUGCCUGCAGCGGCUGUCUCUCUGGAGGCUGAUGGCCCAGCAAGACUAGUGCCAGGUUCAGUGCCAGAGCUUGUAGUACUGGAGCAGGGAAGGAAGGAAGGAAAAACCACACUCCCCUGCUCCACCUCCCAUCCCAGUACAUGAGCUACAGAGGCUGAAGCGAUAGUGGUUCUAACCUGUGCAGGGGGCAUCGAUGCACACAGAAGACAAUUCCCAGCCCAGGGUGCAGGUAAAUACUUGCGUGCCCUUUCUCCCUGUCUCCCAUAUUGCCCAGGGAGUUGUGUCAAUAGGGGAGCGUAACCUGCAAAUAAAUCUUAAUCAUGUACAAGGCUUGGUUUGUGCUGGAUCUGGUUGUUUAGGUAAACCAGGAAGGCUCGGACCCACAUUAGAUGACUCAAACCAGUCAGGAUGGUGUAGGAAACCGAAAGUCUGUAACUACCUUGCCUUUGAUUAUGGCUUCCU
Egretta garzetta (little egret) is the source of this 5633-nucleotide messenger RNA. It is a transcript of the gene CEP250, whose product is annotated as centrosomal protein 250. Gene Ontology annotation, biological process: cilium assembly. The annotation marks the transcript as partial. Lineage: Eukaryota; Metazoa; Chordata; Aves; Pelecaniformes; Ardeidae. The transcript is spliced from 14 exons. The record is from RefSeq and is a predicted model, not a curated record.